Messenger RNA from Pyrenophora tritici-repentis Pt-1C-BFP, 1158 nucleotides. RefSeq names its product AvrE domain containing protein. The record is from RefSeq and is a predicted model, not a curated record. NCBI's taxonomy places the organism in Eukaryota, Fungi, Ascomycota, Dothideomycetes, Pleosporales, Pleosporaceae.
AUGGAGCGCACACCAUCACCGCCGCGUCGCGUUCACACGCCACCCGCGCCAAUGUAUGGCGACACCUACGAGCCCUUUUCACCGCGUCGCUCCAGCAGGGUGGCCGCCCAACGCGAUAGUCACCUUCACCUUCACCGCGAGCAAACAAGCCCGCGCACUAGGCGCGACAUCACCCCAACUGCCUCCAGCAAACGGUCUGCCACCCGCGCCAACCCGUUUGUAUUCUCCCCACCGUCGUCGCCCGUUUCUCCACCAAAACAACAACAACAACUACGUUCGCCCCGUUCUACCCGUCGCGCACCGUUGGAGUUAAACCCGCUCGACUCAGAUUCAGAUCACGCUGCGCCUACCCCAGCGCGCCGCUUUCUUGCAGCAGCCAUGGCUCCCGGCAUGCUCCCAACUCCAGCCAAGACGCCUCGCAAGCGCCGUGUUGACGAUGUGAGCUCUACAGCGCGCAUUCUGUUUCCAACCAACCGUCCGUCAACAAUCGAAGAGGCCAUGCCGACUCCUCGCAAGUCCCGCAAGACCAAGAACCUCUACACCUUGGAGAGCUUCGCGGACCAGAUGAAUGAGAACACUGAAAAGAUUCCCAUCUACACCGACUCCAAGGAGCGCGUACCCACACCUGGCGCACAGACCGAAGAGAACCCAUUCCUGUCCAAGAAAGGCAAGGGCAAGGCGAAGGCAGCUCCAUCAAAGCCCAAGAAGGCUGACAAGAGGACGGCGAAGAUGGAUGAGGCAGUUAAUCGCGACGAGGGUAUGGUCUACAUCUUCCGUGGUCGCAAGGUCUUCAGGAAAUUCCAUGACGACCCACCGUCGGGCGCUUCAGACGCAGAGCAAGAUGAUGAUCUCUCCGCCGAUGACAGACAAGUCCGCCGCCAGAUUGGUCAUGAAGCACGUCGUCCACUCACUCGUUCAUCAAUCAAGCCACGCACGCUGUUUGUGCAGGAGAUCAAGGAGCGUAAUCUCGCACAUGGCAUCGUGAGCGAAGACGAAGAGGCUACUACCGACAUUGAAGCCCCUACCGUCGCUACCCCGAGCCGGAGAAAAGGCAAGGGUGUACAGGCUCCGUCUUUAGAGACCACGCCACCGCCCACUGUUCGCAAGUUCAAGAAGGGCAAGUCUUUCGACAGGCAUCUAGCUCAAACCAUCGGCUAA